Molecule: messenger RNA, 2138 nt
Organism: Diabrotica balteata
Lineage: Eukaryota; Metazoa; Arthropoda; Insecta; Coleoptera; Chrysomelidae
Source: the annotation of a GenBank genome assembly
GAGGAAAAUAUAUUUGGUUAGGUUAGAGUGCCCGCAAUUGCGAAAUGCCCAUUUUAAAUUAGAAUUGAAAAAUAUUUAAUAAGUGUAAUAAUGGUGCGUAACUGUAAUGUAUGUAGGAAAACUGGAUAUUUACAUCCAGAACUGUCAUUUCAUCUGUUCCCAGUCAAGAAUGAUAGGCUACUGGAUAUGUGGUUGUCUAUUUUCGGCUUAAAUAAAGAACAAAUAACCAAAACUACUAAGGCCUGCUCAGAACACUUUAGAAAGCAUGACCUAAUUAUAAAACCAAGUGGACGGAUUUUUUUGAGGAAAGGAGCUGUUCCAAUAAAUAUUUGUCAUAAAUCACCAGAACCAAGAAUAAAGAAUUUUGGAUUUUCACUUUCUGGCUAUAAAAUUAUUGAAGUACAUAAAAUGAAGUUUAAUCAAAUGGAAGUAAAACAAGAAAUCAGCGAAGAAACUUGUAAAGUAGAAAUAAAGUACAAUAAGUUGGAUAAUGCUCUUUUGGAUGGCUUUAAAUAUGAAAUUAACCAGGAAUCCAAUAGGCAAAGUACACAUGACACUUCUGAUUAUUUAGAUUUAAAAGAAUGUCCUAUAAAUACUGAAAUAAAACAACAUGGAAAUAGACUGAUCCCAUUUGAAGACAAUCUAAAAACUGAAAAAGGACUAGGACAUGCGAGAGAAUUACGACCCACAGAAAAAGAUCAAUCAAAUGAAAUGGAAGUAAAACAAGAAAUCAGUGAAGAAACUUGUAAAGUAGAAAUAGAGUACAAUCAGUUGGAUGAUGCUCUUUUGGAUGGCUUUAAAUAUGAAAUUAACCAGGAAUCCAAUAGGCAAAGUACACAUGACACUUCUGAUUAUUUAGAUUUAAAAGAAUGUCCUAUAAAUACUGAAAUAAAACAACAUGGAAAUAGACUGAUCCCAUUUGAAGACAAUCUAAAAACUGAAAAAGGACUAGGAUAUGCGAGACAAUUACAACCCACAGAAAAAGAUCAAUCAAAUGAAAUGGAAGUAAAACAAGAAAUCAGUGAAGAAACUUGUAAAGUAGAAAUAGAGUACAAUCAGUUGGAUGAUGCUCUUUUGGAUGGCUUUAAAUAUGAAUUUAACUAGGAAUCCAAUAGGCAAAGCACACAUGACACUUCUGAUUUUAGACUUAAAGGAAUGUCCCAUAAAAGCUGAAAUAAAACAACACGGAAAUAAACUUAUCCCAUUUGAAGACAAUCUAAAAACUGAAAAAGGUUAUCUCCAAGAGGAAAACAAAAUAGAAAUUAUGGAGACAUUAAUUGAACAUUCAUCUUAUGAAGAAAAUUAUAUGACGACAAAAUGAUGAAGCAAAAACAUUACAUCAAAAUAUGAAAAUUGUGAUUGGACAAAGAUCAUACAAGUGCAAAAUUUGUUCUAAACAGUUUAGCCAAGCAAGUCAUUUGAAAUCACAUUCGAGAGUUCACACUGAAGAAAAAUCUUACAAGUGUGAGAUUUGUUUUAAAGAGUUUAGUCAAGCAAGUCAUUUGAAAACACAUUUGAGAGUGCACACUGGGAAAAAGCCUUACAAGUGUGAAAUAUGUUUUAAGCAGUUUAGUCAAGCAGGUACUUUAAAAACACAUUCUAGAAUACACACUAGAGAAACACAUUACAAGUGUGUGAUUUGUUUUAAGCAGUUUUCUCAGAAAUAUCAUAUGGAAAGUCAUUUGAUAGUGCACACUGCAAAAAAAUCAUACGAGUGUAAACUUUGUCUUAAACGAUUUAGUAAUACAAGUCAUUUGAAAACUCAUUCGAGAGUACACACUGGAGAAAAGCCUUAUAAGUGUGAAAUAUGCUUUAAGCCGUUUUCUCAGUCAAUCCAUUUAAAGCUACAUAUGAGAUUGCACACUGGAGAAAAACCUUACAAGUGUGAAAUUUGUUUUUAAGCAGUGUUCUCAAUCAAGUGAUUUAAAAAGACACUUGAAAACACACGCUAGAGAAAAACCUUACCAGUGUGAGAUUUGUUUUAAGCAAUUUAGUGAAGCGAGUACUUUGAAAACACAUUUGAGAGUACACACUGGAAAAAAAACUCAUGAGUGAGAGAAUUUUGUAUUAAGCAAUUUAUCAGAAUCAGAAUAAAAAUUGAAUUAAUUUUUUUUUAAAUAAUAAAGAUAUAUUCACCU